AUGAGAUUCCUUGCUCGCUGCUGCUUCGUAAAGACGGACUUGCACGAAGAAGCCACAACUCUUCGCAGGCGAUGCAUCCACCGUCUCUGGAUACACCUCUCCCCUACUACAGACUCCAGGAUUACCCAAACUCGCCGCCUGCGCCUGCGACUCCGCCUGAUACAGGCUCCUCCAACUGGCCGCCUCCGUCUCCGUCUCCGUAAAGUUGAAGUAGUUUCAAGUCCAGUGUCACGAACUACUUCUGGCCUUGUAUUAGGACCUCAAACGUUUACAUAUCAAGAAUUAAAAUUGGCAACAGAUGGAUUCUCAAGGUCAAAUUUUCUGGGCGAAGGUGGUUUUGGCAUUGUCCAUAAAGGAGUCCACCCCAGUAAGAAUAAUAAAAGUGUUGCCAUUAAGCAGCUUGAAUCUACAAUGGAAGAGGCAAAGAGGGAUUUCCAGUCUGAGGCCGUGAUCAUUAGUCGAAUCCAUCGCAAACAUCUUGUUUCACUUGCUGGAUACUGCGUUGAUGAAGUUCACAAAAAGGUGAUGCUUGUUUAUGAGUAUGUCCCAAAUAGAACCCUAGCGCACCACCUGCAUGGAGAAGGCACAACACAUGUAGACUGGGAAACAAGGAUGAAAAUUGCUGUUGGCUCUGCUCAAGGAUUGAAAUAUCUGCAUGAAGACUGUCAUCCUCCAAUCAUACACCGUGACAUCAAGGCGGACAACAUUCUUCUUGAUGAUAAUUUUGAGCCAAAGGUUGCAGAUUUUGGACUCGCCAGAUUGCCAUUAGAGGCCUGUAUCAUGACUCGAGUAAUGGGAACUAAGGGGUACAUUGCUCCAGAAUUUGCUAUGAGCGGCAAUUACUCUGAGAAGUCAGAUAUAUUCUCCUUUGGCAUUGUGCUUUUAGAGCUUAUUACAGGACGACAACCUGUUAAUGAUCCUGAGAAGUACCAGCAAGGAAGUUUGUAUGAGUGGGCGACGACGUUGUUGUCGGAAGCUUUGAGAAACAGAAACUUUGAGGAACUUGCUGAUGCAAGGUUGCAGGGAAAGUACGACCCGGCAGAGAUGUUUCGAAUGGUUUCUUGUGCUGCUAAUUGCGUUCGCCAUUCAGCUGAGCGUCGUCCUCGAAUGAGCGAGGUGGGUAAAGCUUUAGAAGGAGUGAUUUCCCUGGAUAAUGAUUUGACGGAGGACCCCGCCGCACUACAUCAACGGGAAGCAUACGCGGAGACGUUGAGAAGGAUGGUAGCAGGAACAAGGAGCACGCCGGUCCCAUCUGAUCAAUUUCGCCCCCUCGAGGAUUAGUUCUGGUCGACGGCUCCAAAAUAUCCACAUAACUAUGAAUUUAAAUUGUGAAAUAUCUCUUUGUUUGGAUUAUGGUAAUUUCCUUGAACUUCCGUAAGCUGAAUGUUGUAUUGGAAUUA
Messenger RNA from Neltuma alba, 1400 nucleotides. Its product is annotated as proline-rich receptor-like protein kinase PERK1. The record is from RefSeq and is a predicted model, not a curated record. Gene Ontology annotation, biological process: protein phosphorylation. NCBI's taxonomy places the organism in Eukaryota, Viridiplantae, Streptophyta, Magnoliopsida, Fabales, Fabaceae. Gene Ontology annotation, molecular function: ATP binding; protein kinase activity. The transcript is spliced from 8 exons. The coding region runs from base 1 to 1281 and encodes 426 amino acids.